This is a messenger RNA of Symbiodinium sp. CCMP2456, 759 nucleotides long. The record is from the annotation of a GenBank genome assembly. Lineage: Eukaryota; Dinophyceae; Suessiales; Symbiodiniaceae.
AUGGACGUGACCACGCUGGUCAUGGAGGAGUGCAAGGUGGACUCUUUUUCACGCAAUGCUGCUGAGAUUGUGGAACGUCUAAAAGGCAUCGAAGAGCGCUGCGACUUUGCUGGGCGGGAGGUCGGUGCCUUGGCCGAAACUCGUGGAAAGCUCGAGAGGCUGCCCCUCUUUUCUGCACCCGCGGGAGUGAUGUAUGGGAAGUUCUCAUGGCUGCACGGCUACGAUGUGCUCACCUGCUAUGCGGCUCAUCCCGAACUGACGCCGCCGUCCUCGGUGGCUGCAAUCGCUGCGCACGGCCCAGCAGCUGCCUCACAAGUACUCUGGCGCUUCUCACAGUACUAUGAGGACCCGCAAAUCUUGAGGCUCACUGCUGGCGACCUCCUGCUUCACAUGAGCGAACAGAUGGAGCGCUGUCGCGCAGUGCCUGCAGCUUUGGAAACAGCCGGACCACGUUUGACCGUUUACAGCGGCCACGACACGACGCUGAUGCCUCUGCUCAAGGCCUUGGGCAUUUGGGACGGUGCAUGGCCGGGCUAUGCUGCCGAGGUUCGGCUGGAGCUUUGGCAGCUGCCCGAGGGCUCCCGGCACGAAUUCGCCGUCCGUGCUGUCAUCGGGAGCCGGGUGUUGCCUCUACUCCCUGGGAAAAGCGAGGAUGGUGAUGGCCUGAGCCUUUGCUGUUCGCUUGCUGCCUUCCACCUCUGCGCGAACGAGGUUGCCAGUGGUGUUGGCACUGUGCAUCCGGUACUCAAGCUUUCCUAA